CUGUAAUUCCACAAUGAAACUGCAGCUGGAAGAAGGGGAAUCUUUCACUACAAAUACAGAGAGGCUGUAGCUUCUACUGAGCAUGUUUGAGACUUAAGCAGCAGCGGAGGAGGUGCACAAGAAAGUGUUUCUCAGUUAAGCUCUAGUUGUCCAUUAUGGCAUGAAUUUUUCCGGUGAAUCCACCAACUCCCUCAGGUCCAAGAAAUUAAUAAAUCCAGACUGUGUUGAGGAAUGUGGUGACAAUUUGGCAUUGAAGGGUUAACUGCCAGACAUAGAUGUUUUUUUUUUUUUUUUUAAAUUUAGGUUUGUGUAAUAGAAAUGGAGACUGGGUACAUACCAGAAUUGUGGACUUUGUCAGAGUGCUGCAGAAAGCUUUGUAAAGCUGGAAUCACAUGUGGAAACUUUCAUGAUUUUUUUUAACCAAAGCUAGGAGUGGAUUUAAAACGAUUGGCUUCCAGCCUAAUAGGAAUGUUAUAAGUUUGUCUAUUUUACGGCUUGAAAAAAAAUCACAUAUUUUAUUUUGUAUUUUCACAGAAAAUCCCAGUAUGGAUUCUGAGGGUAACAUUAUAUUAUCACUAAAUUGCAAAGUAGAAGAUGAAGCUAUCAUGCAGCGCUCUUCAGGAGAAAACCUCAUUACCUUAAAUGUAUAUCCAGAACUACACAGUACAGAUCUAUCCUAUAACCCCCCUAAUCAUGAGGAACCUUCUCCUGACCAAUCACAGAUUUUUACCACAAGUACAGGUCAAGUGGUUUCUAUACACAAAGGAAUUCACACAGUAGAGAUUUCAUACUCCUGCUCAGAAUGUGGCAAAUGUUUUAUAAAUAAAUCAAAUCUCGCUACACAUAAUAGGAUUCACACAGGAGAGAAGCCGUAUUCAUGUUCAGAAUGUGGGAAAUGUUUUAUACAGAAGUCACGUCUUGUUACACAUCAGAGAAUUCACAUAAGAGAGGAAGCGUAUUCAUGUUCAGAAUGUGGAAAAGGUUUUACAAAAAAAUCAAAUCUUGUUAGACAUGAGAGAACUCAUACAGGAGAGAAGCCGUAUUCAUGUUCAGAAUGUGGGAAAUGUUUUACACAAAAAUCACAUCUUGUUAAACAUCAAAAAUUUCACCCAGAAAAGAAUCCGUUUUCAUGUUCAGAAUGUGGGAACUGUUUUGCCCAAAAAGUUGAUUUUAUUAGACAUCAAAGAAGUCACACAGGAGAGAAGCCGUAUUCAUGUUCAGAAUGUGGGAAAUGUUUUAUACAGAAGUCACGUCUUGUUACACAUCAGAGAAUUCACAUAGGAGAGGAAGUGUAUUCAUGUUCAGAAUGUGGAAAAGGUUUUACAAAAAAAUCAAAUCUUGUUAGACAUGAGAGAACUCACACAGGAGAGAAGCCGUAUUCAUGUUCAGAAUGUGGGAAAUCUUUUACAGACAAAUCACUUCUUGUUAGACAUCAGAGAAGUCACACAGGAGAGAAGCCAUAUUUCUGCGCAGAGUGUGGAAAUAGCUUUACACAGAAAUCAAGUCUUGUUACUCAUGAGAGAAUUCACACAGGAGAAAAACCAUAUUCAUGUUCACAUUGUGAAAAAUGUUUUACAGAUAACGCCGGUCUUCUUAGACAUAAGAGAAGUCAUACAGGAGAGAAGUCAUUUUGAUAUUUUAUAUGUGGAAUCUUUUUUGUAAGGAAACCAAAUUCUAAAACUCAUCAGACCAGAACAAAAUAUGGGAAAUGCUAUAAAGUCAGCCAGAUCUUGAAGCUUUGAUAUGCCAGCCAGUGAUAUAAAUUCAGGGGACCCCCAUUCUAGAGAUAGAUGCAGAGCCUAGAGGUGGGGCCAUAAAUGUUUUAAAAUAAGAAUAAAGCAACUUUGCUCUUUUAAUUAUAAUGUUAUGUAGUAUUGCCCUGAAGUAAAAUUGUGUGUCACUAUCUACUGUUCUCACCAUGUGCUUCCACCUGAAGCUGUGUUCA
Molecule: messenger RNA, 1945 nt
Organism: Bufo bufo (common toad)
Lineage: Eukaryota; Metazoa; Chordata; Amphibia; Anura; Bufonidae
Product: gastrula zinc finger protein XlCGF17.1-like
Exons: 1
Coding region: 546-1634 (362 amino acids)
Source: RefSeq, a predicted model, not a curated record